Molecule: messenger RNA, 849 nt
Organism: Solanum pennellii
Lineage: Eukaryota; Viridiplantae; Streptophyta; Magnoliopsida; Solanales; Solanaceae
Exons: 6
Coding region: 1-849 (282 amino acids)
Source: RefSeq, a predicted model, not a curated record
AUGUGUCCUGAUGUUGAUUGCCCGUUGCUUGAGGAUUUGGUGCUAAAAGACAUAGACAAUCCGUACUUCAUGAGUAUUAAUGCUCCGAAUCUAAGAGAAUUAGUUCUAGAGGACGAAGAUGAUUUUGUCAAUAUUUUUUCGUCUAUUCCUGCUCUCGAGUGUUUCAGCUGGGAUCUUUUUGAGGUCGAUAAUGGAUCAACUAAAGUUAUACCAACAAGGCUUCCAUCAGUUCUUAACUGUCUGAAAUGUCUAUUCAUGUCAGGGAUUACUCUUGGAGAGUUUUUUGAGCUUUCGUUUGCUCUUUGCAUAAUACGGAGCUCUCCAAAUUUGGAAGAAAUUGAAAUUAAGAUUGUCACUAAUGAAUGUAUCCUUAGUGAUGGAGAUUAUUUCGAAUGUGUGCCCCAGGAGGUUGUUGAUGAGAUUCCUGCAUGGUUUUCGGAUAUCACAUUUAAUCAUCUGAGAACAGUUAACUUUUAUGAUGUACUAUUAGAAGAGGUUGAAAUGCAGCUUAUCAAGGUUUUAUUGGCAAAGUCUCCAUCACUGGUGAAAAUGGUAAUCAAGCCUCGUCAAAUGGAAACUAAUAAAUCUCUCAACGUACUAGCGGAGAUAACAAAGUUUCAACGGCAAUCAUCUAAAGCAGAAGUCGUAUGUACGUUGUUGGUGAUGAUGAGGACUAUUUUGCACAUGUGCCCCGGGAGGAUGUUGAUGAGAUUCAUGCAAGCUUCUCAGAUAUUUAACCACCUGAGGACAGUUAAGCUGAGCAAUGUAGCAGGUGCAGGGGCGGAAAUGCAACUUAUCAAGGUUUUAUUGGCCAAGUCUCCAGCACUGGUCAAAAUGGAGUUAGCGUAA